Molecule: messenger RNA, 1603 nt
Organism: Orbicella faveolata
Lineage: Eukaryota; Metazoa; Cnidaria; Anthozoa; Scleractinia; Merulinidae
Product: phosphatidylcholine translocator ABCB4-like
Biological process (GO): oligopeptide export from mitochondrion
Cellular component (GO): mitochondrial inner membrane
Molecular function (GO): ABC-type oligopeptide transporter activity; ATP hydrolysis activity; ATP binding
Source: RefSeq, a predicted model, not a curated record
AUCUCAUUAAAAGUUUAACUGAUAAAUUAUAUUGCGUUCAAUCAGAACUCAGUUCCUCAAAUUCCAGGGAUAGGCGACUCACUUACCGUAUUCCCUGGAGCCGGAGGACAAUUUCCUGGUGUACCUCACUCGAUGAGGAUGGGACUACCCACUGUUCCUGGUGCACCCACCGCGCAGUUACCAUCCAUAGGUAAUGCCCCUUCUCAAAUGUUCCCUGCAGGAGUCACAGGGCUACCAUCUGAACAAAUACCAGCUUCUGGUCUGCACGCAGUUGGAAAUUUAACACCGCAUUUGCCAUCUGAAAUUCCAUCUUCUCCAGGAUUUCCUAAAAUGGUCUCAACAGGGUUACCAGAAAUUGGAGCCAUUUCCGCUGCACCUCAAACACCAGGCUUUCCCUCGGGUAGCUUUUCAGCAGGGAUAUCUACACCGGGAUUAGCGCAACAUGGUUUACCAUCAAACAUGGAAACGGCACAAGGCCUUCCCAGAAUGCCAACUAGUUUAACUCCAUUGAACCUAGCAGGAACAGGGCAGAUGUCAUUGCCGGGAUUUGCUGCCGGUCAAGUCCCAUCUAAUAGCGGAUCUUUAUCUUUGGGAUUACCCUCUAAUUCAGAAACUACUCCAGGAAUGACAGGGAUAUCUGUUGCUGGUCUACCUUCGGGUGUACCGUCAGUCCCUGGUCUGCCACAAAUACCCGGUAGCGUUCCCACCGGAAUCACCCCAUCAGGUUUGAGAGCUGGAAUAAGCCUUCCUAGUCUUCCAACACAGUCUAGUCAAUCUGGAAUAGCAGUAUUUAGAUUGAACCCUGGUCAAUUACCAACUGGAACUCAUGAUUCAUCAUUUGGGGAAAGCGGAGGCAGUAUGCCCCAGAUUCCCGGACUGGGAACCAGAGUUCCUCUAGCAGUUCCUGAAAUCAAUUCUGGUAUGUCACCACAGGUUUUAGGAAUGCCUACAGAUAUAACAUCAGCUGCGAGAAUGGUGCCCCCUUCCACAGCGAUAGAUUUUCCUGGUACAGCUGGCCUUGGAAUGGGAGGUUAUGGGGCGGUGAUUCCUGACCCACAAGUAAAUUCUGGUACGUUGCCACCAGGGUCAUCAGAGGUUGCAGGAAUGCCUACAGAUUUAACUCCAGCUGCUGGAAUGGUGCCAACUUCCACGUCGAUAGGUUUUUCCGGUAGGGCAAUGAUACCUGGCUCACAAGUUAAUUUUGGUAUGGUACCACAAGACGGAUUAUUUCCCAGCUCCACUGCAAUACCGACUGGAGCACAACGCUUGGGUGAUACCGUGAUUCCUACCAAUCCAUAUGCAGGAUCAGUUGAUGAAGUGGGAGUUACAAAGCUGCAGGAAAUGGGACUCCCGACAAAUAUGCCGAACCAGGACCUUUUGGUAAGAAUAGAUCUAUGCGAAUCGACACUGUAAAGCGAUAAACUAAGUGUUGACGAGUUCUGGCUGCAAAAAUCCUUGUGAAUAUAACUAAGGAAAAACCCUCAAUUAUUCUUCUUCUUGCAAGUCACGUUGGAUAGCAAGCGAUUGUAUUGAAGACUCCAACCUCGCUUUAAGAUUUGAUAUCUUUGGUUUGAUAUGGCUUUUUUGUCUCAGGACUCUUUUA